Molecule: messenger RNA, 868 nt
Organism: Paecilomyces variotii
Lineage: Eukaryota; Fungi; Ascomycota; Eurotiomycetes; Eurotiales; Thermoascaceae
Exons: 3
Coding region: 124-768 (214 amino acids)
Source: RefSeq, a predicted model, not a curated record
AAGUUCUUAUUGAUUCAGGAACCGCCCAAAACAUCUACUCUAGGUAAUUAUUCGAUGAGAUUUCCUUACUCUUGACAUUUCUCAAGACCACAAGGAGCAUCACCCAGGAGGUAUAUCUUCACGAUGGAAGAUCCAGUGCAUGAAAUCUCCACCGUAAUAGGCCUAUUGGUCCAAUCAACUCCUGCUCUCCAGAAGCAAACGAUUGAGCGGUUCUUCACGCCCGAUGCUGAAUUCACUCAUCCGUUCUGUCGGACAUGGAGCUGGUUCGGGAGCAGGUUGCUGAUCAUCAAGGUCUACCAGGCGUACAAGAUAAUGUCGCCGCGGAUCGAGUAUGAGGUUAAGAGCGUGGCUUUCGAUAAGGAACACAUGAAACUCUACGUCACGCUCUCUCAGAUAUUCUCCAUCUGGAUUGUUCCCUUCUACGUUGCGCCAGUGACUCUGACGAGUGUACUCACUCUGACGAACUACCCUUACAGUUCGUCUUCAGAUACCCCGGAAUCUCAAAAGGAAGACCGCAAGCUGUAUUAUAUCAAGUCGCAAGAGGAUCUCUAUCAGACGUCGGAAUUUAUUAAAUUCGUGGUUCCGUACGGUAUCGGAUUUACGAUCGUUCUGCUGUGGCAGACUUUCGCUACACUUUUUUGUAGCGUUUGUGCUGUCAUUUUAUCUCCGAUCCUCUGGCUGGAGGAGACGGGUCGUUUCCCAAUACGACGUGGGAAUAUUGCUUACGAUACGGGCAGGAAAUUGCCAGAGAUGAGGAGGCCUCUAUAGCAAGCCUUUCGAGAAGGAAUGCUCAGUAAAACUUUAGCAAUUUGUAUAUACGCGCAGCUAUCCAUAUAUUGUCAGGAACAUAGUACAUGUACACUACAUU